AUGUCUUCUUCCGAAAUUAUCAUGACUCAACCCAAUGACGAACAUGCCUUUCUCAAUCACGCCGCCAGUUACAACCACCUUCCUGACCUCGCGGCAGCACAAGCAGCCGCUCACCCUGGCCUCCGAAGAACAUUCUCCGAUCUCACACAUCCCACCCAGUCGGAUUCACCGUCAAAAGAGGAUGUAGCAGCGGGUAAGGAUAUCUUGCGACGGACUUCCAUCCGUUCCAAGAACAAGCCCACCAUUGCCGUCUCGCGGUUCACUGUAUCCGCGGAGGACUUGUCCGACGCGACAACCGGCUCAGAAGCGACCUCAUUACCAGCCAAAGAACCCACCGAAACGAGACCCCCGUCGCCGGUAGCCCGUCCCUCCAAAGCUCGAUCGAUGUCAGGGAGACUCGUCAGUUUGGCCCGGAAACCAUGGUUGUCGAACUCGCCUCCAUCCGGGAAGAGCUCUCGGCUUCGGUCCCUGCGGACAGAGGAGCAAUCGACAUUGAAUCCGCCGGUAGCAUCAUCCAGAUCAUCGCGAUCGAGUCUGCAGUCGGACUCGGGCACCGAAUCUGAAAGCGCGGCCCCCACCCGACGAAGAACUAUACUGAACAAGCGCCCGCGGCGCCCCAUGGUUGCUGUCGUUACUCAGAGCCGAUUCGAUGGAUCGAGUACUCCCAGCAACUCAUCGCCUCAGUCGCUGAUGCCGAAAACAUCGUUAGAAAAGCUCGCCGCAUCACUCAACGUUUCGACACCCGUGCUCCCCCCGGUGCCCAAAACACCAGCCACCGCGAAUCUGGCCGCUAGCAUGGAAUUUCCGCGCAAGAAGGAUGAACUGUGGGGAGUGUUCCGCAAUCUCGAGGCUGAUUUUCAAAAGUUCCAGUCCAAGUCCAGUGCUUUGAAGGCAAAUGUCAUUCGCUCUUCCCUAUUACCCUUUCUCAACCGCAGCCAUUCGCACUCGUCGUUCAAGCAGUUGCGACCUGAAGACCUAGAUCGCCGAGUCAAUAUUCUCAACAAAUGGUGGAUUGGAUUGAUGGAGAUGCUGAACGGCAAGAACAACCAGUCAAUAUCUGGAACCGAUAGACCCGUGUAUCUGGAAGCGGUGGUAGGAAUAAUGACGCGCCCAGAAUGGAGAAUACCAUUUCCCAUGCCUCCGUCGAGUCGAAACUUCUCUAGGUCCUUGACAAAUGCAUCGACGUCGAUAUCAGAGUCGUCGGAUGGUUCCUCGGGCUCGGACUUCCUUCUGGAAUCUAUCCACCACAAUAUCAGGAACAUCUUCAUUCAGAACCUGCUCUCCCAGAUGGCUUUCGUGGUUGAGCGGAUGUCGAUGAGACAUGCUCCGGCCAGCUUGGUCGCUUUUUGCGGGAAAGCCUGUGCCUAUGCAUUCUUUUUCUGCCCUGGCGUGGCAGAUAUUCUUGUGCGAUUGUGGAACACACCACCGAGCGUCUUCCGGCGAGUCCUUGACCAGUCAAAACUGGACAAGGGUAGCGGAACACGCGCGUUGGCCCAGGAACUCACCGCAAACUUCCCGGCCGCCUUGCGCAGUCUAUCGUUCUACGCUCACACGGCACUUGUUCGGUAUCUUCGCCAAAAGCCCGAUGUUCCACUGAGUACCGCUCAAAUCCCGUGGCAGAGCCCUUGGGCAACUCGAUGGUGCGGUCGAGACACCGAUCUCUUCUUUGUCUUUGUCAAAUACAUUCAUGUGCUUUAUGCGGAUGCGCUGCCACCGGAGCUAGAAAAGUCAAAGCGUAUCCUGGCACCUGGCCUGUUGCCAGUCCACUCGCAGCUUCUGGUCGUUUUAGAGGAUACACUGUACAAGCAAUCAGUACCCCAGGUGCCAGACAGCACCCACACCGCGUCCGCUGUCACGUUCGACGAUUUCAUUGAGGGUGCCGAUGCAGCUGUCUCGGCGCUGCCCUUGGGGACCGCGAACAGCCAUCGAUUGAUGGCUGAAAACCGUCUCAUCAUCCUGCUGCGGGAUUUUCUCUCCGAAUCCUCCCUCGAGCCGAAUCAUGCCAGGCUAUUGUAUGCGGAGUCCUUUGGUACCAUAAUGAGGGCUGCUGCGGAGAAAACGUCGCUUUUCGAUCAUAACGCGUGCUUCCUUCUGUGUGACUUCGUCGAGGAAGUCAUCCCAAUCGUCACCCGAUAUUCUCUUUCCAUCGAAGCCGACUUGUUCGAUUGGAAGUUCUGGUUGGAGGUCUGCCGUCAGAUGAUGCAAAGCCACAACUCUCUUACUGAGGUGCGCGUGUUCGCUUUUCUCUUCUGCAUCUGGAGUACUUGGACCGCCUCGGAAGAGAGGAAAGCCGACCUCUGUCUGAAGUUCCUCCUGGACGAGUCUCUGUUCUACCAUUAUUUCAGUCAUUGGAGUCCCAUGGUUCGAGCAUACUUCCAGCGUCUGCUGUGUUGGAGAUUAGGUCGAUUUAGUGACGACCCGACCAUGCUCGACACCACCAUAUAUGAGACACUCUACAACCGGCUGCAGCGGACCUGGAAGUACUAUCAGGCUUUCCAGGCCAAAGCCGAGGAAGAGAUCUCGGCACCAUUGUCGUCCGCUCCCUGUACCCCGGCACCGGGGCGUAGGAUCAUCAUUAUUCGCUGCGAUAACCAGCUGUCUCCGUCUAGUUUCUUUGUAUCCUUCGAUCGCGUCAUACCUCCGGCUCCAGCGGAGAAAUCAACUCUCGCAGGUAGUGCGUUAUCGAAGCCGGACCCCGCGGAGAACCAACCACCCACCAAGAAGAAAUGGAGUAUUCUGAGAGCCAUGUUUGGGGGGUCGUCGAAUUCGAGAACUGGCGGUGAAGGGUCUUCGUCCAGUAGUUCCGAUGAGUCAGACUCCUCUGGUUCUGAUGCAGUGGGGAGGGCAGAGAAGCCACCAGACAAUCAGUGGCGGCAGCCCAACGGGCCCGGGGAGUUGGGGCGGCCUCGCACAGCGCAUCAGCCGUAUUCAUUCAAAUUCUCGCUGGAAUGGAUGGACCGGCCUCAGUGGCCGAGUAAAAACAAGCGACUAUUUACCCCUUGCCUUCCCGUGGGGUCGCAACUACAUCUCCAGCUGCGCAAGGCCCUGGCCAAGCAAUCGGAGUGUGAUACAACCUCCGAAUAUGUGUCCGCUACCGAGGGCGAUGAUGACGCCAUGAGUGACGGACGACAGACCAGCCCCUACUCCGACGACCAGGACGAGACGCCGACGGAGGACACCGCUGACUCCGACAAGACGACGGAUGGGCUAGACUUCAAGCUUGUUAUGAACGAUCGGUUCGCGGCGAGCAAAUACGCGGGCCGAGCACUAGCGGAAUGGGCACAGAUUGUGUCGGAGUGCGAUAACUUCUUCGCCCGCCGUCGCGAUGAGGGCGUGCCCUGCGAUCGAUUGGUCGAGACCCCAACGCUGGGCGUUGAGAGUUUCCGCAAGUGA
Aspergillus aculeatinus CBS 121060 is the source of this 3393-nucleotide messenger RNA. Its product is annotated as DUF1765-domain-containing protein. Bases 1 to 3393 code for a protein of 1130 amino acids. NCBI's taxonomy places the organism in Eukaryota, Fungi, Ascomycota, Eurotiomycetes, Eurotiales, Aspergillaceae. The record is from RefSeq and is a predicted model, not a curated record. The transcript has 2 exons.